This is a messenger RNA of Aspergillus melleus, 1065 nucleotides long. RefSeq lists its product as uncharacterized. Lineage: Eukaryota; Fungi; Ascomycota; Eurotiomycetes; Eurotiales; Aspergillaceae. The coding region runs from base 1 to 1065 and encodes 354 amino acids. The transcript has 6 exons. The record is from RefSeq and is a predicted model, not a curated record.
AUGAACGGUCAGACUGUCGAUGAUUCCUACUGCGGUGACUCGCUCAUGGGCGUGGCCAUCGCCAUUGCUGUUGUCCAGAUCGUGAUUGUGGCCGCUCGAUUCUACACACGAUACAUGCAGAGAGUGGCAUGCGCUCUGGAUGACUAUCUAAUCGUGCCAGCCCUGGUGGCGAGUCUUGGGCAAUCGGCCUUAUAUAUUGUUUUGCUCAAGGUUGCGGGUCUGGGAUAUCACAUGGAGUAUGUCUUGCAGACACCACAAAAAUUGGUUUCCCUGGAAAAGGGAUUGUAUGUAAACCAAAUCAUCGAUUUUCCGUUUACCGUAACGCCAGCAAAGAUAUCAGUCCUCCUAUUUUACGUCCGCAUUUUCAAUACCUUCAAGUUCCGAAUGUUUGCCUAUGCCGUUGGCUUUAUCGUCCUUGGUCACGGCAUUGGUGUUCUCUUUGCCGCCAUCUUCCAAUGCUCUCCGAUCGCAUAUACCUGGGAUACGACCAUCCCAGGGGGAACAUGCUUUGAUCAGCAAGCGUUCUACCGAUAUGUCUCGCCCCCGAACAUUCUAACCGACGUUUUGAUUCUCGUGAUGCCUCUGCCGUUUGUCUGGAAGCUCCAUACUCCGAUGGGACAAAAGUUGGCGUUGACAGGGGUCUUUUUGCUCGGAGGAUUGGGCACCGUGGCGAGUAUUCUACGCAUGACUGUCUUUUUCCAGGAGAAUGCCCUGACCGAUCCAACUUGGGCAUCGGUUAACCUAGGUAUCUGGACCGUUUUGGAAGGGGGUAUUAUCAUCAUCGCCGCGUGCCUGCCUUCGAUCUGGCCAUUGAUCGUACGAAUCCUGCCCAACCAGUUGAUGAGCAAGCAUUCAUCUAAAAAUCGGCAACCGCAACGGCAUCGACACACGACCAGUCAACCGAAGGCCAAAGGAGUCAUUGGAUUCACCCGAUUGGGCGACAGUGCCGAGACCGAUAAAACUCUAGACGUGGAUCCAUCAUCACUAGAAACUCAAAGCGUGCCUACGGAUGAUCAUCCAGAGAGCAUCUCUAUGCGGAGCGUGAAUAAGCAUCGAGGAGCAUAA